CUGAAAAAGCUUGGUUCUCUCGUUUCUCUCGACGGCAAACACCUCUCGGCGAUUCGGAAGGAGGAGGAGAAAUCUAGGGUUUCGUUUCUGCUACCGGUUGAAGACUAAACGCGUGGGAAAGGCUUCUUGUUUUUGUUAACUUAAAGCCAUGCAAGCUGUCUCUAGAGAAGGUGGGAAUGCUGUGGCUUUGGGAGGUGCAAGACCUAUGGAGUGGUCUACGGUUCCCUUUAAUGGUACUCAAGCUACAGGACCAAAUGGUAAACAGCGAACAUCAAGUUUGGAAUCACCGAUAAUGUUGCUUGCCGGUCACCAGAGUGCAGUGUACACCAUGAAAUUUAAUCCGUCUGGUACUGUCAUUGCUUCUGGGUCCCAUGACAAAGAGAUUUUUCUUUGGAAUGUUCAUGGGGAUUGCAAAAAUUUCAUGGUACUAAAAGGUCAUAAGAAUGCUGUUUUGGAUCUUCAGUGGACCACUGACGGGUACCAGAUAAUAUCAGCCAGUCCUGAUAAGACUCUUAGAGCGUGGGAUGUAGAAACAGGGAAACAGAUUAAGAAAAUGGUUGAACACUCGUCUUUUGUUAAUUCCUGCUGCCCUUCUCGUAGAGGUCCACCUCUUGUUGUUAGCGGAUCCGAUGAUGGGACUGCAAAGCUUUGGGAUCUACGUCAGAGAGGAGCAAUUCAAACAUUUCCAGAUAAAUAUCAAAUCACAGCAGUUGGGUUUUCAGAUGCAGCAGAUAAGAUAUUCACUGGUGGGAUUGAUAAUGAUGUUAAGGUGUGGGAUCUUCGCAGGAACGAGGUUACUAUGACUCUUCAAGGUCACUCUGACACUAUCACAGGUAUGCAGUUGAGUCCCGAUGGAUCCUACCUCUUAACAAAUGCUAUGGAUUGCUCUCUACGCAUUUGGGAUCUUCGUCCAUACGCCCCACAGAAUCGUUGCGUGAAGAUAUUUACAGGCCAUCAGCACAAUUUUGAGAAGACUUUGUUGAAAUGUAGUUGGUCUGCCGAUGGAAGCAAAGUCAGCGCUGGUAGUGCAGAUCGAAUGGUUUAUAUCUGGGAUACGACUUCUCGACGCGUUUUGUAUAUGCUUCCUGGACACAAUGGAUCAGUAAAUGAGUGUGCCUUCCAUCCUACUGAACCUAUCAUCGGAUCAUGCAGUAGUGACAAACAAAUCUACUUGGGAGAGAUCUGAACUGAGUUCAAAGGAGUCGCUUGAAGUUGACAAUGGUAAAACUUAAGGUACAGUACUGAUCGAAACAUUCGAAGUAGCAUGUAGUUAGUUUGUCAUUCAAUGUUUUCUGUAGCUUUUCUGGAGUUUUACGUCAACAGUGAAUUUUGUGGGUGAAUGAGGAGGUUUUUGCAGACUGGUAAUUUCAUUUUGAACUCCUUUAUCAUUCUCGUGUGUUUAAUACAUCUAAAGACCAUUUCAUCUCUCUAGUUUUCUGUACCGUAUCACUGUCUGGUUUCUUUGAAUGAUGAGGGAAACUUGAUCCUUUGAGAUG
Papaver somniferum (opium poppy) is the source of this 1496-nucleotide messenger RNA. RefSeq names its product U5 small nuclear ribonucleoprotein 40 kDa protein-like. Lineage: Eukaryota; Viridiplantae; Streptophyta; Magnoliopsida; Ranunculales; Papaveraceae. Gene Ontology annotation, molecular function: RNA binding; protein binding. The coding region runs from base 149 to 1186 and encodes 345 amino acids. Gene Ontology annotation, cellular component: catalytic step 2 spliceosome. The record is from RefSeq and is a predicted model, not a curated record. The transcript has 2 exons.